AUGGCGUCUAAGGUUCGACCAACACUAUCUGAUAAUGAGUUGGUUAACAUCUUCAUGGGCACGUUGCAUGGGCUGUACUUUGAGAAAAUGAUUGGUAGUUCAUCAACAAACUUCGCCGAUAUGGUCACAAUUGGGGAACGUGUUGAGAAUGGGCUGAAGUCAGGGAAAAUAACAGACACGACCGCGCCGCAGUCCGUCAACAAGAGAUCGCAUGGGGGCUUCGCGAAGAAGAAGGAGGGGGAAGCAAACGCUAACCGAGGGAAUAAUUUUGGGAACCGCCCCCAGUUUGACAAAAUCCCGGUGCCGUACUCCGAAUUAGUCCCCUAUCUGGUUCAUGUGGGGGAAAUCAUACCAAAGGAAUUGCCCGUGGCCACUCCUCCAUUCCGCAACAACCAUGAUCCUAAUGCUUCGUGCGCGUAUCAUGCCGGAUUCAUAGGGCACUCCAAAGAAAAUUGUUGGGCACUUAAGUGCAAGAUUCAAGAUUUGAUCAACCAGAACAUCCUGACCUUCUCCGAAGAAAAACCGAAUGUAAAGACCAAUCCUUUGCCGAAUCAUAGUGGCACAUCAGUCAACGCCGUAAUUGAGGAGGUAAAGGCCGAAGUCGUACUGAAAGUUGAAGAGGUGAAGACUCCGAUGUCUGUUGUGUUACAAAAGCUUGAACAAUUUGGGUUUUUGGAAGAGGUGCAUGAAGAUUAUACAGUAUGCAAGUAUGAUCCCGAUAGUUGUGAGCAGUUGAAAGGGUGCGUGCAGACACUAAUGGACCAAGGUUUAAUACAGUUCUCUAAAGCUCAAGCAGCAACAGAGGUGGCAGUAGUUGAACCAAUAACUAUUGUAUACAGGAAGAAGAAGGUUGAAGCUCCUCCCAAAAGGAUUCAACCGAUCCAUUUCCGUGUCCCAACUCCAUUUCCGUAUCAGAACACCAAGGCAGUGCCUUGGAAUUAUGAGACCACGGCGUAUUUGGGAGGGAAAGAAAUCCACAUUCCUGAUACAAAGAUUGUCAACAUCGCUGGAGCGGGAGGCAUGAAUCGAAGUGGCCGUGUAUUCGCUCCUAAAUACACUCCUAGGGUGUCUCCAGCACCCACAAUUGUCUCACCUAAAGAGAAGGCAACUCCUACGCCGACUCCGCAGGCAGGGGCAACUGUACCCGCCACUCCGACCGUGAUGACUGCUCCAGUAAUGACGAGAGUUAUUGAUAAUGAUAAAGCUGCAGAGGCCGAAGUCUCCAAAGGUAAAAGGCUGAUGACGCCUUCCAAAAUAUCAAUUUUGUCUUUAUUGUUGAGUUCCGAGGAUUACCGCAAAGCAUUGCUGAAAGUUCUAAAUGCCGCUCAUGUGAUGCAAGAUAUCACGGUCGAUCAAUUUGAUGAUGUGGUUGCCAAUAUCACCACCAGUAGGUAUCUGGGAUUUAAUGAAGCAGAGUUACCUCCUAAGGGAAAGGCUCACAACAAAGCACUACAUAUUUCGGUCACAUGUACGGACUCUCUCUUAUCCCGAGUCCUUGUUGAUACUGGAUCCUCGCUUAAUGUACUGCCAAAAUCUACAUUAAGUCAGUUAUAG
Messenger RNA from Lathyrus oleraceus (garden pea), 1554 nucleotides. RefSeq lists its product as uncharacterized. Gene Ontology annotation, molecular function: aspartic-type endopeptidase activity. The transcript has 3 exons. The coding region runs from base 1 to 1554 and encodes 517 amino acids. NCBI's taxonomy places the organism in Eukaryota, Viridiplantae, Streptophyta, Magnoliopsida, Fabales, Fabaceae. The record is from RefSeq and is a predicted model, not a curated record. Gene Ontology annotation, biological process: proteolysis.